UCCACCUUACACAUCAGGAAACUGAGGCAGAGAGAGGUUAAAUAAUUUUUCCAAAGUCUACAGCUACUAAGUAUUCCCAUGGUUCAUGGUAAUAAAAACAUAUAAUUCUAAAAGUUUUCUGUUGCUCUGAUAAUAUAUAUUCUUUCUUUCCAGCCAGGCUAUCUUCUUUUUGCCCCAAACUCAAUUAGCAUUUUUGGAAGACCCUCUACUAAUUUCCUUUCUCUUGUGUAGCCUCCAGACUAUUGUCUGUACAGCAAGAGUCUAGCGAUAUUAGAGAUAGUAUUGUAACCUUACAUAGCCGGUGGUACAAAGGCAGUCAGGAAGAGUGCAUCCUUUUCAACCUAGAAAAUGUAAGAUCAUGUGAGGACGCGUGGUGGCGCUGCAGGAUAAGAAGGUAUAAACCGGAACCGCAGCUGCGGCUCCAUUAACAAGCUAAAUUUACCAGCAGAGCCUGGAAGCCCGCUGGAAGAUUGGGCGCCACAAAAGAGGAAUGGAUCCUCUGAAAAAAAGGCUACUGACGUGAAUAUUUUUGCGAUAUCUUGUGGAAUAACCGCAGUCUCAGAUACUGUGGUUUUUACUGUUCUGGGGAACCAUUCUCGCAAGAGGCUGUGCUAAGCAAGAACUAUGGAGGCCAGCAGGAAGCUCAUUUGCAGAAAAAGGCAAGUCCUUUUUUUAUUUCUUCUCCUGGGCUUAUCUCUGGCCGGCAAGAAACCCGGGCGCUACUCAGUGGUGGAGGAAACUGAGGGCAGCUCUUUUAUAACCAAUUUAGCAAAGGACUUGGGUCUGGGGCAGGGGGAACUCUCUAGGCGGGGGGUUAGAGUCGUUUCCAAAGGGAACAAACUGCGUUUGCAGCUCGAUCAGGAGACCGGGGAUUUGUUGUUAAAAGAUAAAUUGGACCGGGAGGAACUGUGCGGUCACAUGGAGCCCUGUGUGCUACGUUUCCAGGUGUUGCUAGAAAAUCCCUUAGAGUUUUUUCAAGCUGAGCUACAAGUAAUAGACAUAAAUGACCACGCACCGAUGUUCGUGGAGGGUGAGAUGUUAAUAAAAAUAUCAGAGAGCAGUCCUCCUGGGACUACAUUUCCUCUGAAGAAUGCUCAAGACGUGGACGUAGGCCGAAAUAAUAUUGAGAAUUAUAUAAUCAGUCCCAACUCCUAUUUUCGGGUCCUCACCCGCAAACGCAGCGACGGCAGGAAAUAUCCUGAGCUGAUGUUGGACAAACGGCUAGACCGCGAGGAGGAACCUGCGCUCAGGUUAAUCCUCAUCGCACAGGAUGGCGGCUCUCCACCCCGGUCUGGCACAGCCCAAGUCUAUAUCGAAGUCGUAGACACCAAUGACAACGCCCCUGAAUUUGAGCAGUCUCUCUAUAGGGUGCAGGUCGCCGAGGACAUUCCCGUAGGCUUCCUGAUUGUCACCGUCUCGGCUACGGACAUAGAUACAGGAGUCAAUGGAGAGAUUUCGUAUUCACUUUUACAGGCUUCCGAGGAGAUUAGCGACACCUUUGAGGUAAAUCCCAUGACAGGAGAAAUUCGACUGAAAAAAGAGCUUGAUUUUGAAACAUUUCAGUCUUAUGAAGUCCAUGUCGAGGCCAGAGAUACUGGAAGCUUCACUGGAAAAUGCACUGUUCUGGCUCAAGUCACGGAUGUGAACGACAAUGCCCCAGAAGUCACCAUGUCUGCAUUUACCAGUCCCAUCCCUGAGAACUCGCCUGAGACUGUGGUUGCAGUUUUCAGUGUUUCAGAUCUUGAUUCUGAGGAAAGUGGCAAGAUAAGCUGUUCCAUUCAGGACAAUCUACCCUUCCUCCUGAAAUCUGUCGAAAACUUCUACAUGCUGCUAACAAACAGACCUCUGGACAGAGAAAGCAGAUCUAACUACAACAUCACCAUCACUGUCACUGACUUGGGUACGCCCAGGCUGAAAACUGAACACAACAUAACCGUGCUGGUCGCCGAUGUCAAUGACAACGCGCCCAUCUUCACCCAAACCUCCUACACCCUGUUCGUCCGCGAAAACAACAGCCCCGCCCUGCACAUCGGCAGCGUCAGCGCCACUGACAGAGACUCGGGCACCAACGCCCAAGUCACCUACUCGCUGCUGCCGCCCCAGGACGCGCACCUCCCCCUCGCCUCCUUGGUCUCCAUCAACGCCGACAACGGGCACCUGUUCGCGCUCAGGGCCCUGGAUUACGAGGCCCUGCAAGCGUUCGAGUUCCGCGUGGGCGCGGCCGACGCGGGCUCCCCGGCGCUGAGCAGCGAGGCGCUGGUGCGCGUGGUGGUCGUGGACGACAACGACAACUCGCCCUUCGUGCUGUACCCGCUGCAGAACGGCUCUGCGCCCUGCACAGAGCUGGUGCCCAGGGCGGCCGAGGCGGGCUACCUGGUGACCAAGGUGGUGGCGGUGGACGGCGACUCGGGCCAGAACGCCUGGCUGUCCUACCAGCUGCUCAAGGCCACGGAGCCCGGGCUGUUCGGCGUGUGGGCGCACAACGGCGAGGUGCGCACCGCCAGGCUGCUGAGCGACCGCGACGCGCCCAAGCACAGGCUCGUCGUGCUGGUCAAGGACAACGGCGAGCCGCCGCUCUCGGCCAGCGUCACGCUGCACGUGCUGCUGGUGGACGGCUUCUCCCAGCCCUACCUGCCGCUCCCGGAGGCGGCCCCGGACGAGGCCCAGGCCGACUCGCUCACCGUCUACUUGGUCAUUGCCUUGGCCUCGGUCUCGUCGCUCUUCCUGUUCUCGGUGCUGCUGUUCAUCGCGGUGCGGCUGUGCGGGAGGCGCAGGGCGGCCUCGCUGCCUGAGGGCCACUUUCCGGGCCGCUUGUUGGACGUGAGCGGCACCGGGACCCUGUCCCAGAGCUACCAGUACGAGGUGUGUAUGACUGGAGGCUUACCCCCCAGGGAAUUCAAGUUCCAGAAGCCAAUUUUACCCAAGUUACAGGGCCAGUGCUUUGAGCCAGAAAUAGAGGAAAAUCCCAACUUUAGGAAUGACUUUGAUUUCAGUAUUCAGUGACCACAGUUGUUUUCAAAUUCCAUAUUUAAUUUUUUGUGAUAAAUUCAGGUGUUAGUUUUUCUAUAAACCUAUUAUAGAUUUUAAAGUCCACCAAACUUGCUUGGAAAUUUCUUAAGUUAUUCCUAGGUUUAAAAAACGGUAUCUUAGCUUUUCUUCACACCUAUAACAAGAUGAAUGGCUCUAAAUCUAGCAUCUCAGAACAAAGAUGAAGUCAAUUUUUCCAUAAACUCUUGUUUUGGAAUAGCUUAGGAAUAUGUUAGGGAAAAACAAUGGAAUGUUUAUUCUGUUAACUCAUUUUUAAUUGUGUUUCCAUUCUCUUGUUAGUAAACCAUUAGGUACAUACAUAGCAAUAAUACACUACAGUUAUCCUGCAGUAUGCCUAUUCAGAUAGGGAAAAGAAGUUGUGCAGUAAGAAUAUCUCACCCUUGCUUUAGGUUGCCCUCAAGGCACUAAACUUCUUUGAAUUUGUUUUCUCUUAAAAUGUUAUGCUAAUUGUGUACUUUCAUUAUUAUGUGUGUUGGUUGCUUUUGAUUUAGUUUCAUUGGUGUUAGAUGGGGGGGAGGGCGACUACAUUGUGUUUAUCCAAUGAGAUGUAGUAGUAUGUAACAAAUGGGUUUUUCUCAUUUGAGAAACAUUGAUCAUAAUUUAUCUGUGACAAAAACUCUAGUAGCCACCCCAAUACAUUCGUCUUUUCUUCUUUGGUAAAAGAUUUCAAAUUGUACUCAAAUUGUGUUUAAUCAAAGAAUACAUCUUGCCCAUCUCCUUGGCAGCUAGCACUAGUUAUGGUCAAUGAGACCUAUAUACAAAUGUUGCAGGGAAAGUCCAAGAAGGGUGCUUAAAGGGAGUUGAUUCAUCUAGGAAGUGGUCCCCUUUUCCCUAGCUGUUUCUUGCUGCCUGAAAUGUGGGUGUGGUGGCUGGUGUGCAAACAACCAUAUUGGAACACAAAACAACUUUAAUGAUUGAAACAAUAGACUGAGACAGUGUAGAAUAAACAUAAAAGGAGCAAGGGUCCCUGAUGACCUUGGAGUCAUCCCUCAAUUGCGUAUUUCUGAGUUUCUUUAAAGGAAUGUCUAUAUCAUUUAAGCCACCUUCAUUUUUGUUUUUGUCCUACUUCCAGUGGAAACUAAUCCUAAUUUUUUAACAGUAAGAUUUUUAGUAAGAUAUUAUAUAAAUACA
This is a messenger RNA of Choloepus didactylus (southern two-toed sloth), 4179 nucleotides long. RefSeq names its product protocadherin beta-13-like. Gene Ontology annotation, molecular function: calcium ion binding. Gene Ontology annotation, biological process: homophilic cell-cell adhesion. Gene Ontology annotation, cellular component: plasma membrane. NCBI's taxonomy places the organism in Eukaryota, Metazoa, Chordata, Mammalia, Pilosa, Megalonychidae. The record is from RefSeq and is a predicted model, not a curated record.